Oncorhynchus gorbuscha (pink salmon) is the source of this 986-nucleotide messenger RNA. RefSeq names its product T-box transcription factor TBX18-like. The record is from RefSeq and is a predicted model, not a curated record. Lineage: Eukaryota; Metazoa; Chordata; Actinopteri; Salmoniformes; Salmonidae. Gene Ontology annotation, biological process: morphogenesis of embryonic epithelium; positive regulation of DNA-templated transcription; somitogenesis. Gene Ontology annotation, cellular component: nucleus. The transcript is spliced from 5 exons. Gene Ontology annotation, molecular function: DNA-binding transcription factor activity, RNA polymerase II-specific; RNA polymerase II cis-regulatory region sequence-specific DNA binding. The annotation marks the transcript as partial.
AGGAGCGUCAUAAAGACCCACAGCUCUGGUACCAGGCUACCGUGGAAGCCCUUCGGAUUAACUUUUCACUUGACUUGACUUCACUUCUCUUUAGCGCGACAGCUUUCUUCCUCUCGUGCGUCUCUCUACGGUCAGUCGGUGGAAUGGCAGAGAAGCGACGCUCUUCGUGCAAUCUGAGCGUCAAGGCGCACGCGUUCUCGGUGGAAGCUCUCAUCGGGGCAGAGAAGACACGGAAGCUCGGGGGGGACGACACCGGAGUGUGCUGUCUUGAUGAGUGGACCGAGGUGUUGGAACUUCCCGCUAACGGAGGGGAGAGAGAGAAGAAGGUGUACGACCGCGCCAUCGACCGGGGCAGCGGAAUAGAGUGUGCUAGUGACGUCUCGCCGGAGAGUUGUGACGUGGUGUUGGAGGCCCAGGCCCAGCGCACGCCGCCGGUAACAGUAACGGUUCCCGGAGAGGAGAUGAGCGUGGACUUGCAGGGCUCCGACCUGUGGAAACGGUUUCACGAGAUUGGCACGGAGAUGAUCAUCACGAAGGCCGGCAGGCGGAUGUUCCCCGCUAUGCGCGUGAAGAUCUCGGGUCUGGACCCGCACCAGCAGUAUUACAUCGCCAUGGACAUUAUCCCCAUGGACAACAAAAGAUACAGGUACGUGUACCACAGCUCCAAGUGGAUGGCUGCGGGAAACGCAGAUUCCCCGGUUCCACCACGUGUGUAUGUCCACCCGGACUCGCUGGCUUCUGGUGAGACUUGGAUGCGUCAGGUGAUCAGCUUCGACAAACUCAAACUGACCAAUAAUGAGCUGGAUGACCAGGGGCAUAUCAUUCUCCACUCCAUGCAUAAGUACCAGCCACGUGUGCAUGUGAUUCAGAAGGAACGUGGCGAGGAGCUGUCUCAUGUUAGAGCCGUUCCCCAGGGAGACGGAACCAGAACACUCAGCUUCCCAGAGACUGUCUUCACCACUGUCACCGCAUACCAGAACCAACAG